AUGUCCUUCGCACCAACUUUACGCCUCUAUGCGAGCCGUAUCGCCGCUCCAGCUGUACUUCGCCCCCCUUUCGCUUUUCCUGCUGCGCGAAGGAUUCACAAUUUCCCUGCUCGCCAGGAUAAGCCUGGAAACUAUGCCCAGACCGAUCCUCAGAUCGAGGUCGAGUACCCAGAAGAUCACGAACUCCCUAGCAGUGAGCCUGUCGCUGGUACUGGUGGUCAGUAUGUGAGGCCCACGCUUCCGACCUUCUCGCUUGAUGGCCAUGUUGGUAUCGUCACUGGUGGUGCACGUGGUUUGGGGCUUGUCAUGGGUCAAGGAAUGGUCUUCUCUGGCUCUAAUCUUGCCCUUGUUGACAUGAACAAGGAGGAAGCAGAGAAGCAGACAAGUCUUCUCAUUGAAGCUUUCAAGAAGGAGAACCCUCGAGCUCGACGAACUCCCAAGGUUACUGCUCACUACGCCGAUGUUUCUGACCCCGUGUCGGUAGAUGCCUGUGUCGCCGAGGUCGUCAAGGAACACGGCAAAGUCGACAACCUCGUCACUUCGGCUGGCUUCACAGAGAACUUCGAAGCCAUUAACUACCCCAUCGACCGUCUUCGCAAGCUUUGGGGCGUAAAUUUCGACGGCACCUACCUCUUUGCUACCUCAGUCGCCAGACACUUGAUGCAGAGAAAGGCCCCGGGUAGUAUGGUUUUCAUUGGUAGCAUGUCAGGUUCCAUUGUCAAUGUUCCUCAGCCUCAGGCACCUUACAAUGCGGCCAAGGCUGCCGUGCGCCAUCUCGCAGCUUCUCUUGCCGUUGAGUGGGCGCAAGCCAACAUCAGAGUUAACUGCAUCUCGCCUGGGUACAUGUUGACUGCAUUGACCCAGAAGAUCCUUGACGAUAACCCGGCUCUCAAGGCAAAGUGGACUUCACUCAUUCCCCAGGGCAAAAUGGGACAACCCCAGGAUCUCAUGGGUCCUGUGACCUUCUUGCUAUCAGAUGCUUCCUCGUAUGUCACCGGCGCUGAUCUCAGAGUCGACGGUGGUUACACCGUUACUUAA
Fusarium sp. VM40 is the source of this 1038-nucleotide messenger RNA. The record is from the annotation of a GenBank genome assembly. NCBI's taxonomy places the organism in Eukaryota, Fungi, Ascomycota, Sordariomycetes, Hypocreales, Nectriaceae.